Messenger RNA from Monopterus albus (swamp eel), 1874 nucleotides. It is a transcript of the gene slc61a1, whose product is annotated as major facilitator superfamily domain containing 5. Gene Ontology annotation, molecular function: molybdate ion transmembrane transporter activity. NCBI's taxonomy places the organism in Eukaryota, Metazoa, Chordata, Actinopteri, Synbranchiformes, Synbranchidae. Gene Ontology annotation, biological process: molybdate ion transport. Gene Ontology annotation, cellular component: membrane. The record is from RefSeq and is a predicted model, not a curated record.
UUGCAGGAAAUCCAAAAACAAAGCAGGGCUGCCACCUAGCGUUAGUAGUAAAAAUAGACUCCACAUCCCGGAAGUGAAUGGUGUGUUUGCAUUGAUGUUUGCUACUAAAGGCACACUUGGCCUGCUGUAGUUAUUACCUAGUUACGUUUCAUGUUGUCAUCUUUUAUGUCGUUUCACUACUAUGGGACCAGUGUCAAACGCCCCGGUAAGAUAUAUCACAAGGUGCUGAUAAACAGAAGGAAAAGAGCUGAAAACACCACAAGACUUCAGGUUUGACCUCAAGUGGGUGCAGUUUAUCACACCAUGUUGGUGACAGCGUAUCUUGCCAUCAUCUUCCUGCUUGUCCUGUGUGUUGGCUUGGAACUCACAGCACGCCGCCUCACUCCACCUCAGCCUACUCCUACGGCUGUGGCCAACCCCGCCUUCCGUCGCUUUCAGAGUGUAUUCCUCCGUGCAUACCUUUUGGCUUUGUGGGCAGACUGGCUCCAGGGUCCUUACCUCUACAAACUUUACCGGCACUACAGCUUCCUGGAAUCCCAAAUAGCCAUUUUAUAUGUGUGUGGCCUGGCCUCUUGUGUUCUGUUUGCUCCUUUUUCAGGCUGGCUCCCCCAAGCCUUGGGCCGUAGACAGACAUGUCUUCUCUUUUGCCUGUCCUACUCUGCAUGUUGUCUUACCAAGCUGUCCACUGACUAUUUUGUUUUGAUUGUGGGCCGUGUCUUGGGAGGUCUGUCCACAUCCCUGCUGGCCACCACAUUUGAAGCCUGGUAUGUGCACCGACAUGUAGAUGUCUACGAUUUUCCCAAGGAUUGGAUCCCCAGCACCUUCGCUAAAGCUGCUACCUGGAACCAUGGGCUCGCUGUGGGAGCAGGGCUGGUGGCUAACUUACUGGCUGAGUGGCUGCACCUGGGGCCGGUGGCGCCCUUUCUCCUGGCUGUCCCCUGCCUGGCAUGUUGUGGCUGGGUUGUGCUGACAGACUGGGGCAAGGAUGAAACUCAAGGAGGUGCUGAAGGAGACAAACAGACGCUGCUUCUUGGCACUUCAAAUGGAGGUGUGACCCGUUUGUCUGUAAAAGCCCGGUUCUCACGCAGCUGCCAUGAGGGUCUGCGCUGCCUGCUUUCAGACAAGAGAGUCAUGCUCCUGGGUGGAGUGCAGGCUCUGUUUGAAAGUGUUCUCUACAUUUUUGUUUUCCUCUGGACCCCAGUAUUGGACCCUCAUGGGCCUCCUUUAGGAAUAGUUUUCUCUUGCUUGAUGGCUGCCAGUAUGGCUGGGUUCUUUUUCUACCCCCUCACUCGCUACCGUCUACAGCCCGCACAUCUGCUCUGCCUGGCUGUGCUGAUGGCCUUCUUCUCUUUCUUCAUGCUGACUUUCUCCACUGCCCCAGGCCAGCCUAGACCUCAUGAAUCAUUUCUGGCCUUCCUGCUGCUGGAGCUAGCCUGUGGCCUCUACUUCCCUGCAGUCAGCUUCCUCCAGGGCAGGGUGGUCGCAGAGGACAAGCGGGCUGGUGUCCUGGCCUGGUUCCGGCUGCCUCUACACCUGCUGGCCUGCCUACUGCUGUUGACCCUCCACAAAGAGGUAUCAGGAACAGGUGGAGGGGAGGGUGGCAGCGGAACCAGACACAUGUUUGGAGGCUGUGCAGUCAUGAUGCUCGCAGCUUUGAUGGCUGUCAUCAGUCUGUUCGCUCUGGGCAGAAACGAUACAGACCUUAGACUGGAGGGAACCAGAGCGGAGGGGGAGAUGUACUGAGGAGAUGGACCAAAGAUCCUGUUAUGCUUGAUUGGUUUUAAAUGCAUUAUGACAGUUUUGCAUAACUGAAUGUAGAAACCUCAUGUGACCUACUGGAACAGUCAGAAGUCUACAUUUUUUCAAAUGUAUCA